AUGCUUGAACUGCGGCUGCCGCUGCUGCCGCUGCUGCUGUCCUGCGGGGCUGCCCUGCUGGCUGCCGGAGGCCUGGCGCGCCUGGGAAGUGACAGGCGCCGGCACAGGCAGGCCGCAGCCCGGGGAUCGGGGUGGCGGGGUGGGGGCAGGGCCCCCUCCCACACGGCUCCCGCUCCCUCCGCAGCCGGGGACCAGGGCUGGUGCUCCACGUGGGGGGCCGGCCACUUCUCCACCUUCGACCACCACGUGUACGACUUCUCGGGGACCUGCAACUACGUCUUCGCGGCCACGUGUGCCGACGCCUCGCCCUCCUUCAGCGUCCAGCUGCGCCGGGCGCCCGACGGGAACAUCUCCAGGAUCAUCGUGGAGCUGGGGGCCUCGGUGGUCACCGUGAACAAGGCCACCACCAUCUCCGUCAAGGACGUCGGGACGGUCAGCCUGCCCUACACCAGCAACGGGCUCCAGAUCACCCCCUACGGCCGGAGCGUGCGCCUGGUGGCCAAGCAGCUGGAGCUGGAGCUGGUGGUCACGUGGGGGCCGGACGCCUACCUCAUGGUCCAGGUGGAGAGGAAGUACAUGGGCCAGAUGUGUGGGCUGUGUGGCAACUUUGACGGAAAGGCCACCAAUGAGUUUCUCAGCGAGGACGGCAAACUCCUGGAGCCCUACAAGUACGCCGCCCUCCAGAAGCUGGACGACCCCAACGAGAUCUGUGCCUAUGAGGCCAUCCCCAGCACCUCCGUCCUCCGGGUCACGGACGCCCAGAACUGCACGCAGCUGCUGGACCUCGUGGCCCCCGAGUGCAGUGUCCCCAAGGAGCCCUUGGUGCUGAGCUGCCAAGUGGACAUGGCCACCUGCGCCCAGCCGGGCCAGCAGAACUGCAGCUGCGCCACGCUGUCCGAGUACUCCCGCCAGUGCAGCCUGGCCGGCCAGCCCGUGCAGCGCUGGCGGGGACCCGGCCUGUGCUCCCUGGGCCAGUGCCCCGCCAACCAGGUAUACCAGGAGUGCGGCGUGGCCUGCACCAGGACCUGCUCCAACCCACAGCACAGCUGCCCCAGCCCCUGUACUGCCGGCUGCUUCUGCCCGGAAGGCACGGUCCUCGAUGACCUCUCCAGCAACCACACCUGCGUGCCCAUCGCCCAGUGCCCCUGCAUGCUCAACGGGGCGGUCCACGCCCCCGGGGAGGUCACCAGGACCGCCUGCAGGACCUGCCAGUGCACCAUGGGCCGCUGGUCCUGCACAGAACGGCCCUGCCCCGGCCACUGCUCCCUGGAAGGAGGGUCCUUUGUCACCACGUUUGACGCCAGGCCCUACCGCUUUCACGGCACCUGCACAUACAUCCUCCUCCAGAGCCCACAGCUCCCGGACGAGGGCACCCUCAUGGCCGUGUACGACAAGUCGGGCUACUCGCACUCCGAGACGUCCCUGGUCGCCGUCAUCUACCUGUCCAAGCAGGACAAAAUCGUGAUCUCGCAGGAUGAGGUGAUCACCAACCACGGGGACGUCAAGUGGCUGCCGUACAAGAGCCGCAACAUCACGGUGUUCAGGCAGACGUCCUCUCACCUCCAGAUGGCCACCACCUUCGGGCUGGAGCUGGUCAUCCAGCUGCGGCCCGUCUUCCAACUCUACGUCACCGUCGAGCCCCAGUUCCGAGGCCAGACCAGAGGGCUCUGUGGCAACUUCAACGGCGACACCACGGACGACUUCACCACCAGCGUGGGCGUCGCGGAGGGCACCGCCUCCCUCUUCGUGGACUCCUGGCGAGCAGGGAACUGCCCGGCGGCCCUGGAGCGCGAGACCGACCCCUGCUCCAUGAGCCAGCUCAACAAGGUGUGCGCGGAGACCCACUGCUCGGCGCUGCUGCAGACGGACGGCGUGUUCGGGAAGUGCCACGCCGUGGUCAACCCCAAGCCCUUCUACAAGAGGUGUGUGUACCAGGCCUGCAACUACGAGGAGACCUUCCCCCACAUCUGCAGCGCGCUGGGUGACUACGCCCACGCCUGCGCCUCCCAGGGCGUCGUGCUCUGGGGCUGGAGAAGCAGCGUGGACAACUGCACCGUCCCCUGCACGGGCAACCGCACGUUCAGCUACGACAGCCAGGCCUGCAACCGCACCUGCCUGUCGCUGUCGGACCCCACGGCCGAGUGCCACGCCAGCGCCGUGCCCGUGGACGGCUGCAACUGCCCCCAGGGCACCUACCUGAACCACAAGGCGGAGUGCGUGCGCAAGGCCCAGUGCCCCUGCCUGCUGGAGAGCAACAAGUUCAUCCUGGCCGAGCAGUCCACCAUGGUCAACGGGGCCAUCUGCUACUGCCUCAGCGGACGGCUGAGCUGCCCGGGGCAGCCACAGAUGCUGCUGGCUUCCUGCCCGGCCCCCAAGACCUUGGAGACCUGCAGCCAGACCUCCGAGAACAAGUACGGGGCGGCGUGCGCCCCCACCUGCCAGAUGCUGGCCACCGGCAUCGCCUGUGUGCCCACCAAGUGCGAAGCCGGGUGUGUCUGUGCCGAGGGGCUCUAUGAAGACGCUAACGGGCAGUGUGUGCCCCCCGAGGAGUGCCCCUGUGAGUUUGCUGGGGUCUCCUACCCCGGGGGUGCCGAGCUCCACACCGACUGCAAGACCUGCACCUGCUCUAAGGGGAAGUGGACGUGCCAGCAGAGCGCCCACUGCCCGUCCACCUGCGCCCUCUACGGGGAGGGUCACAUGGUCACUUUCGACGGACAGCGCUUUGUGUUUGAUGGCAGCUGCGAGUACAUCUUGGCCACGGACGGCUGCGGAGCCAACGACUCCCGGCCCACCUUCAAGAUCCUGACCGAGAACGUCGUCUGUGGCAAGUCGGGAGUCACCUGCUCCCGCGCCGUAAAGAUCUUCCUGGGGGACCUGUCCAUCACACUAGCAGACAGAAACUACACGGUCAGCGGGGAAGACCCCUCCGUGUACUUCCGAGUGAAGCCCAGCUCCCUGAGCCUGACCCUGGACCUGGGCCUGCCCGGCAAGUACAACCUGACGCUGGUCUGGAACAAGCACAUGGCCGUGUACAUCACGAUCGAGCGCGUGUCCCAGGACGCGCUCUGCGGCUUGUGCGGCAACUACAAUGGCAACAUGAAGGACGACUUCGAGACGCGCAGCCAGUACGUGGCGUCCGACGAGCUGGAGUUCGUGAACUCGUGGAAGGAGAGCCCGCUGUGCGGCAACCUGCGUGCCGUGGCCGAGCCCUGCAGCACCAACAGCUUCCGCCUGGCCUGGGCCGAGCGCAAGUGCAGCAUCAUCAACAGCCAGACCUUCGCCGCCUGCCACAGCAAGGUGUACCGCAUGCCCUACUACGAGGCCUGUGUGCGAGACACGUGCGGGUGCGACACAGGGGGGGACUGUGAGUGUCUCUGUGACGCUGUCGCUGCCUACGCCAAGGCCUGCCUGGACAAGGGCGUGUGUGUGGACUGGAGGGCCCCAGACUUCUGCCCGAUCUACUGUGACUUCUACAACACGCACACGCAGGUCGACGGCAACGAGUACCAGUACACGCAAGAGGCCAACUGCACCUGGCACUACCAGCCCUGCCUGUGCCCCGGCCAGCUGCAGAGCUUCCCGGAAACCAACAUCGAAGGCUGCUACAACUGCUCCCAGGACGAGUACUUCGACCACAACGAGGGGACCUGUGUGCCGUGCGUGCCGCUGUCCACCACGCCCACCACGCCGCUGUCCACCACGCCUACCACAUCACCGUCCACCACGCCGCCAUCCACCAUGCCUCUGUCUACCACGCCCACGACGCUGCCGCCCACCACAGCCACGCCGCGACACACAGUGACACAGGCCACGAGCCUGCCGCAGGCAUCCUCCCCGAGACCUGCCACCAGCUCCACAGCACAGCACACAGCGCGCACCACGGACACGGCACCGAGCCCCGCACAGACGGCGACCACUCCCAUGCAGGCAAACUCCACUCAGCAAACCCCAGAGACAACCGCCAGCCACAGGACAACGAGCACAAAUCCAACUCCCGCCCCCAGCACCGGGCCAUCCUCAACCACACACGAAACAGGACACGUCACACAUCCCACACAAACGCCAAAGACCACAGAGAGAACACCAUACACAGAACCCACGACCAGUCCCACCAUCACCGCAGAUACCACCACCAGGGCCACAACCACAACCUCAACCAGCACCACCACCGCAGGCACCAAGAACACGUUGCCACAGUCCUCACACUUCCUUCACAACCCCAUCCCGCACCACCGUCCAUGCCUCUACCACCGCACACACCACGGUUCUCCCGACAUCAACACCCGUCCAGUCCACCAGCACGCUUCCUACAUCCUCAAGCCAGGAGACCUCACUGCCCACAAGUUCUCCCUCGCUGUCCACUGCUUCGGUCACGACCACCUCUCACGAGCUGACCACUCCGACAGCACCAGAGACCACCUCAUCCCCAUACACCCCCACGCCCCCACCACGCCCCCUACUACCACCCUUAAGCCAACUCGCCCCCCACAUUCAGUGCCAGUCUCCACUGCCACCACCACACUGACCACCCAGGCUCCUACUUCUCUCAGCACUGCCAGGACUUCUGUCUCUGUGGUGUCAACCCCAUCCCACACAUCUCCCGAACAACCGACCACAGCCCCACCUACCACCUCCACCACCACCACCACCACCAGCAGCAGCACAGCCCCAACAGCCACCACCAGAGAGACUGUCUCUCUCACCACCCUCACCACCUCGUCUGUACCCAGCAGUCCUCACACUUCCUUCACAACCCCAUCCCGCACCACCGUCCAUGCCUCUACCACCGCACACACCACGGUUCUCCCGACAUCAACACCCGUCCAGUCCACCAGCACGCUUCCUACAUCCUCAAGCCAGGAGACCUCACUGCCCACAAGUUCUCCCUCGCUGUCCACUGCUUCGGUCACGACCACCUCUCACGAGCUGACCACUCCGACAGCACCAGAGACCACCUCAUCCCCAUACACCCCGCCCCCCACGCCCCCUACUACCACCCUUAAGCCAACUCGCCCCCCACAUUCAGUGCCAGUCUCCACUGCCACCACCACACUGACCACCCAGGCUCCUACUUCUCUCAGCACUGCCAGGACUUCUGUCUCUGUGGUGUCAACCCCAUCCCACACAUCUCCCGAACAACCGACCACAGCCCCACCUACCACCUCCACCACCACCACCACCACCAGCAGCAGCACAGCCCCAACAGCCACCACCAGAGAGACUGUCUCUCUCACCACCCUCACCACCUCGUCUGUACCCAGCAGUCCUCACACUUCCUUCACAACCCCAUCCCGCACCACCGUCCAUGCCUCUACCACCGCACACACCACGGUUCUCCCGACAUCAACACCCGUCCAGUCCACCAGCACGCUUCCUACAUCCUCAAGCCAGGAGACCUCACUGCCCACAAGUUCUCCCUCGCUGUCCACUGCUUCGGUCACGACCACCUCUCACGAGCUGACCACUCCGACAGCACCAGAGACCACCUCAUCCCCAUACACCCCCACGCCCCCUACUACCACCCUUAAGCCAACUCGCCCCCCACAUUCAGUGCCAGUCUCCACUGCCACCACCACACUGACCACCCAGGCUCCUACUUCUCUCAGCACUGCCAGGACUUCUGUCUCUGUGGUGUCAACCCCAUCCCACACAUCUCCCGAACAACCGACCACAGCCCCACCUACCACCUCCACCACCACCACCACCACCACCAGCAGCAGCACAGCCCCAACAGCCACCACCAGAGAGACUGUCUCUCUCACCACCCUCACCACCUCGUCUGUACCCAGCAGUCCUCACACUUCCUUCACAACCCCAUCCCGCACCACCGUCCAUGCCUCUACCACCGCACACACCACGGUUCUCCCGACAUCAACACCCGUCCAGUCCACCAGCACGCUUCCUACAUCCUCAAGCCAGGAGACCUCACUGCCCACAAGUUCUCCCUCGCUGUCCACUGCUUCGGUCACGACCACCUCUCACGAGCUGACCACUCCGACAGCACCAGAGACCACCUCAUCCCCAUACACCCCCACGCCCCCUACUACCACCCUUAAGCCAACUCGCCCCCCACAUUCAGUGCCAGUCUCCACUGCCACCACCACACUGACCACCCAGGCUCCUACUUCUCUCAGCACUGCCAGGACUUCUGUCUCUGUGGUGUCAACCCCAUCCCACACAUCUCCCGAACAACCGACCACAGCCCCACCUACCACCUCCACCACCACCACCACCACCAGCAGCAGCACAGCCCCAACAGCCACCACCAGAGAGACUGUCUCUCUCACCACCCUCACCACCUCGUCUGUACCCAGCAGUCCUCACACUUCCUUCACAACCCCAUCCCGCACCACCGUCCAUGCCUCUACCACCGCACACACCACGGUUCUCCCGACAUCAACACCCGUCCAGUCCACCAGCACGCUUCCUACAUCCUCAAGCCAGGAGACCUCACUGCCCACAAGUUCUCCCUCGCUGUCCACUGCUUCGGUCACGACCACCUCUCACGAGCUGACCACUCCGACAGCACCAGAGACCACCUCAUCCCCAUACACCCCCACGCCCCCUACUACCACCCUUAAGCCAACUCGCCCCCCCACAUUCACACGCUUCCUACUCCUCAAGCCAGGAGACCUCACUGCCCACAAGUUCUCCCUCGCUGUCCACUGCUUCGGUCACGACCACCUCUCACGAGCUGACCACUCCGACAGCACCAGAGACCACCUCAUCCCCAUACACCCCCACGCCCACCACCACCACGCCCCCUACUACCACCCUUAA
Molecule: messenger RNA, 6780 nt
Organism: Oryctolagus cuniculus (rabbit)
Lineage: Eukaryota; Metazoa; Chordata; Mammalia; Lagomorpha; Leporidae
Source: RefSeq, a predicted model, not a curated record